Messenger RNA from Gopherus flavomarginatus (Mexican gopher tortoise), 499 nucleotides. RefSeq names its product centromere protein F-like. Bases 137 to 499 code for a protein of 120 amino acids. Lineage: Eukaryota; Metazoa; Chordata; Testudines; Testudinidae. The transcript has 5 exons. The record is from RefSeq and is a predicted model, not a curated record.
ACCCGCCCUGGGUCUGGGACUUUUCUCUCUCUCUCUUUCUUUUUACAUUUGGUCAAGCAGCACCUACCUAAGCCCUGAAAAAAUGCCUGCCCAUGAAGCGAGGAGAGGGCGCCGGGUCUGUAAAUAAGAAUAUGAAAUGUUGGAGCGAAAAGUGGAUGUCCUACUGAGUCAUCAGAGACAAUUUGUCGAAAAGAAUCGUCUGUCCUUAGAACAGAAAAUAAAAGAAAAGGAAAAAGAAGUGUUUCGUCAGCUACAUGACUUACUGACAGAAGAUCUGCAGUGCGAACAGAUAAACCAGGACUUGCAGCAAGCCAAUAAUGCUCUACAGGCAGAACUCGACAAAGCAAUAGCAGUGAAACACCGUUUGGAAAACGACUGCAUUGAGCUUAACACAGAAGCUGUGCAGAGCAGAACAGGCUUUACUUGCAAACCAGUCAAAGGAACUGGAAUAAUUAAUAAUUUAAACUGGAAAUCAGACCUUUCUCCUGAUGCCAGAUAG